Molecule: messenger RNA, 371 nt
Organism: Paramecium primaurelia
Lineage: Eukaryota; Ciliophora; Oligohymenophorea; Peniculida; Parameciidae
Source: the annotation of a GenBank genome assembly
AGAUGGGUAAUUGGAUGGAAAAAUCAUAUAAUUUCUCGGAUUCAUCUUAAGUUAUAUAUAAAGGGGAAUAUUAAUAUGGGAAAAAGAUUGGUAGAUGGGACAUUUAGUGCAGAAAAAAAAUCGAUUAACCAUUCAAAAUAAUGUAAAAUAUAAUAUCAUCUAAAUAUAGUGGUGGAGGAUUAUAUAAUGAAAAAGGAGAUGUAAAAAUAGGUUAUUGGGAGGAAAUUUCAGAUAAAUUUCGGGACUUCUCUUAAAUAAUCUACAAAGGAGAUUAUAUAAAUGGAUAAAAAAUUGGAAGAUGGAAUAUUGAGUAUAGGAAAGACUUUGAUGAACCAUUCAAAAAAAUGUAACUAAAAUGAUAUAACAUGAUA